AUGCAUGGUAAAAAACCCUUUAGAAUCAAUAGAGUUUCUAAUGAGAGAGCUUCUUCUUGUGAUCAGUGUCAUCAUCAUAAUAAUCAAGAUCACAGAUCAAUAUCUCCAAGAAGUCUGAUUGAAAGAAGAUGUUUAGUUUCAUGUGAUAAUAAUAGAGACUAUUCAAUCCACCAAGAUUCACAUCUAAUUCUUUAUGAAAACAAUAGAGAACAUUCAAUUCAUCGAGAUCCACAUUCGAUUUCUCAUGAUGAUGAUAGAGAAUAUUCAAUUCAUCAAGAUUCACAUUCGAUUCCUUAUGAUGAUGAUAGAGAACACCCAGAAAGAAAACGAUCAAUUCUCUGUGAAUACAAUAGAAAUCAAAGUCAGAAAAUAAAGCGUCCAGUUCUUUAUAAUUCACCAAGAUGGUCUGAUGAUAGUAACAGAAGUUUAAGCAGAAGUUCUAGACUGUACAAAAAUUCAGAAAUAAAUGAAAUUGAAACAAUAAAUUCAACACUUAAACAUUUGAUUAAAGAAGUUGAAGUUUUGAAGAGCGUGCUGCAAGUUCAGUCUACAUGUCUUAAUAAAGGUAAAGGAUCUGUAACUCUAAAAUCACCAGAAGGAUAUGCAUAA
Funneliformis caledonium is the source of this 609-nucleotide messenger RNA. Lineage: Eukaryota; Fungi; Glomeromycota; Glomeromycetes; Glomerales; Glomeraceae. The record is from the annotation of a GenBank genome assembly.